This is a messenger RNA of Brassica napus (rape), 1277 nucleotides long. RefSeq names its product rac-like GTP-binding protein ARAC2. Lineage: Eukaryota; Viridiplantae; Streptophyta; Magnoliopsida; Brassicales; Brassicaceae. Gene Ontology annotation, cellular component: cell cortex; nucleus; cytoskeleton. The transcript is spliced from 7 exons. Bases 495 to 1100 code for a protein of 201 amino acids. The record is from RefSeq and is a predicted model, not a curated record. Gene Ontology annotation, molecular function: GTPase activity; GTP binding; protein kinase binding. Gene Ontology annotation, biological process: small GTPase-mediated signal transduction; actin filament organization; cortical cytoskeleton organization.
GGUGAGAGAGUAUCACUUUUCGGCUUGAUCUGGUUCAAUUCCGUGGAAACCAUUCUGAUCUGUCGACUUGAUUCAGAAAAUCAGAUAGACCAAUUUUUUUUUUGAAUAACUUUAUAAUAAUAUUUAUCCAACUAUUUUAUAGAAUAUAAUUUUAAAAAUAUUCUAACGUUUCUCUCUAAUUUAUGACGGAUGUAAGAGUUUAUUUGGCGUACUUGGUUUAUUUGAUUUGAGGAUAUAUAAACCAAUUUAUCUAUACAGUUCCUUAAUUGAUUCGGUAUUUGUUCGGUUUGUUUUGUAUGUUUUGCUUCAAAUUUCCUCCUGUACCAAAUAAGCUGAUAAAAAUUAACAAUAAGAGUAGUAAUCAUCCUCUCCACCAAUAAACAACUAUAAUCAUCACAAAAAGCUUCUUAAGAACCCUCGACCACUUCUCUUCUCUUCUGAACAUAGAAACCAAACACACACACAAAAUCACAAACAGAAAGAUAAAAGAAAAAAUGAGCACAGCAAGAUUCAUCAAGUGUGUGACUGUCGGAGAUGGAGCCGUGGGGAAGACUUGUAUGUUAAUUUCAUAUACCAGCAAUACUUUUCCUACGGAUUAUGUUCCGACAGUUUUCGACAAUUUCAGUGCGAACGUGGUGGUCGAUGGAAGUACGGUCAACCUCGGCCUCUGGGAUACUGCCGGGCAGGAGGAUUAUAACAGGCUUCGGCCUUUGAGUUACAGAGGAGCAGAUGUAUUUUUAUUGGCAUUUUCCCUAAUUAGCAAAGCCAGUUACGAGAAUAUUUACAAAAAGUGGCUGCCGGAGCUGAAACAUUAUGCGCCUACCAUCCCCAUUGUGCUCGUCGGAACCAAAUUAGACUUGAGGGAUGACAAGCAGUUCUUGAAAGAUCAUCCAGGAGCAGCUUCUAUAACAACUGCUCAGGGAGAAGAACUAAGAAAGAUGAUUGGAGCCGUCAGGUACUUAGAAUGCAGCUCCAAAACCCAACAGAAUGUGAAGUCAGUGUUUGAUACAGCGAUCCGGGUAGCUUUGAGGCCACCAAAGGCAAAGAAGAAGAUAAAGCCCUUAAAGACCAAGAGAUCAAGAACAUGCUUUUUCCUCUAAUAUUUCCGAAUUUAAAUAAUACAAGUAUUUCGUUUUUUUUUUGUUUUUUUGUAAUGACAAAAGGGAUUUAUUCGUCAUAAACAAUUUCAUGCCACCAGAGGCUGUUUCACGCUGAGAAAUAAUGGAUCACAUGACACAGGUUAAUUAUAUAUAUAUAUGUCAGUGUUUUUCCAUUCA